Molecule: messenger RNA, 518 nt
Organism: Ectocarpus siliculosus
Lineage: Eukaryota; Phaeophyceae; Ectocarpales; Ectocarpaceae
Source: the annotation of a GenBank genome assembly
UCCCAAAAAGCAAGUUUCUGGAGCAGCCCCAAACGGCCUCAGGCGAGCUUCUGUGGCGUCUGAUCUGAAUCGACUUCUUCGACAGCAGCACCUGAUCUCACCACGUCACCUCAUCAAGCAGCAAGCAACCACUCGGAGGAACAUUUUAUCUUUUUGGACAAGCACCCGAGCCGUGCUCGGCACCCGAGAGAGCAGCGGACAGGGCGUACCCAGUAGCCGUGAGCGACCUAGGUCUUUGGAGCAAUGUCGGCGCGUACCUUUGGUUCAUACUGUGCUGGGCGAGGGCAACUACCCACACAGACGUCGCCAUCAAGCUCCGGCCAAGCUGAGGCACCUGCUGCAUUGUACCUACAAGUGGACUCUGCGAAUCAGAGAGCCUUUAGUACCCCUGCAUUGAUCAUUACCUCGGAGAGGGGGUACUUUGAAAAUAACGGCGUGCGACGUACUGAUGACGACGUGGAUGCUCAUGGAAAGCAAGAAUCACAGCUGUGUGAUGGGGGGUGAUGGGUGAUGAUGAG